Arachis ipaensis is the source of this 4791-nucleotide messenger RNA. The record is from RefSeq and is a predicted model, not a curated record. Lineage: Eukaryota; Viridiplantae; Streptophyta; Magnoliopsida; Fabales; Fabaceae.
ACGUAUUAUUUAAAAAAGAAAAAAUAAAAACAGAGAUUCUGAAUCCAUUGAAGGAAGCAAGGGGUGUCGAACUUGAUAGAGAAAGAAACAUCAUCACUCCAUAACAGAGCUCGGAUAAAAUUAAAUAAAAUUAAAAGAAGAAAAAAGAAGCGCAUAGGAAGGGAGAGUAGAAGUUGAUUGUUUACGCUUGUCACGCUCUCCUCUUUCUAUUUCUAUUUCCAUUUCCAUAUUCGGACUAUGCCCUUUUCCUUCUGUUCUCUCUCUCUUUUUCUUUUUUAUUUCAUUUUUAUCUAUUAUCACUCUUACUGCAAAUCUUCAAUUCAUUUUCUGGUAUGGCGUUUGAUCAAAAUUCCGUAACAAAAGAUCUGCGUCCGCUGAAUGUAGCUACGAACUUGGCUAUGGCGGAGGAGCACUUCGUUUCACCGCCGACCACCGCCACAGCCACCACACCUCCCACCCCCAAUUCGGGUCGUGAAAUGGGAAGCCCCGGCACGCCGCAGGUACCUCUUUUCUACUCACCUACAGUCUCUGACGGCGCCACCCUCGUUGGAUUGAGCUACGGGAAUGUGCCCUCCACCGCUGGCACUACGUGGUGUUUACGUCCCGCCAUGUCCAUUGCCCAUCCCAAUGCGAACCCUGCCAUUGGGUAUAAUUAUGGUCAUAGUUGUUGUAAUAGGGUUGCACCUGGCAAUGCUACUUUGAAUUUGGGGAACUGGGUGGGGACUAAUGGCGCAAUGGAUAAGGCUUGUAAUGAUGCUGGUAAUGGUUUUCCUGCCUACGGUGGUCUUAGGAUUAACAGGGUCGUUGCCAACGCCACUGAUCAGGCUACUUAUGGCCAUACUGCUGGCCACCGGGCUGAUCAUGUUGUUGAGGAUGGUGGCGGUAGUGGUGGCGGCGUCGAUGAAUCUGUUUCUGGGAGGAAAGUGAAGUUCUUGUGCAGCUUUGGCGGGAGGAUUUUGCCGAGGCCUAGUGAUGGCAUGUUGAGAUAUGUUGGAGGGAAGACUAGGAUUAUUAGUGUUAGGAGAGAUGUGAGAUUCAAUGAUUUGAUGCAGAAGAUGGUUGAUACUUAUGGGCAGCCUGUGGUUAUAAAGUAUCAGCUCCCUGAGGAGGAGCUUGAUGCACUGGUCUCAGUUUCGUGCCCCGAUGAUGUUGAGCAUAUGAUGGAGGAGUAUGAAAAGUUGAUGGAGAGGUCCCCUGACGGCUCUGCUAAAUUGAGGGUUUUCCUUUUUUCUGCUGCUGAUCUUGAAAUCUCCGGCGGGAUGCACUUUGCAGACUUGCAGGAUAGUGGUCAGAGAUAUGUCGAGGCCGUGAAUGGAAUUGCAGAUGAUGUUAGUAUUGGAAUCACUAGGAAGGAGAGCGUUACAAGUGCAGCAUCAACUCAGAAUUCUGAUUUGAGUGGCUCGGAGACCCUUGAUAGUUUAAUUUCUGGUGAUGUAAGUGCAGUGCCUAAGGGAAAUGUAGCAGCUUCUUCUGACACUCCUUCAAAUUUGAUGGCUUCUGAUGCCAGUGGAGCUUCUGCAGUUUUGAUGGGCAUGUCGGCUGCUAGGACUCCAACCCACGCACCAUAUUUCCAUAAUGAGGUCGACCUAGAGAGGUCUAUACCUGCUACAAUGUCUCAGCAGCCAGUUGGGUUGCAGCAAAGUGGAAUGGAAGUUCCAUAUUCUUCACCUUAUUUACAGCCCUUUUUUGAUUUGCGCCAGGAAGUUAUGAAUUAUGCAGAUUAUGUCCAGAUGCCUCCACAGACAGGGUUUCGAAAUGCUCAGCUUCUAGGGAAGACAGGGCAAGUCUUCACUCAACCACAGUUUCAUGAUAACAAUCCAGGUUCAGCAUCUCAUCAGGUCAUUCCUGGCAUGCAAAUGACAUUUACUCAACAAGGCAUGCCUUCUCAUGUUGGUGUGAGGUCAAAUGUCGUCCAACCACAACCUGUGAUGCAACUGCAGCAAAAUCGUUCAGAGCAGUAUAAUGAUGAAAAUACAUCAGGGAUGAGAAUUUUCCAGCUUCCCACUGAGCAAGGCUACAACACUUACCAGGUUCCAAUGAAUCGAGUCCCUUCUGUCAUCGUUGGAGGUAAUUAUGGCUGGGUUCAGGUUCCUUCACAAGAUCAAGUUGUUUACUCUGAUGGGUUAUUACCCCAACAACAGGUGAUGGUCCCUGAGAAAAGCCAAAGAGUGGAGGACUGUUCAUUAUGCCAAACAAAACUGCCUCAUGCACAUUCCGAUUCAGUGGUUCAAGAUCAACGUAUUAAUGGUGCAGGAUCAAUUCCUGAUUCAGUCCCAGCUUAUCAUAGUCUCCCCAUGGAGGACAACUCAAGAGCUCAAGCUACAAACAAUGUUAUGUCGAGGGAAGGUAUUGCUGAACAAGUGUCCCAGGCCAAACCACAGGUUAUUAGAAAACCAGAGUCCCCAGAUGGACUAACUUGUACUGAAAAAACUGCACCUCCUCAAAAUCUUGAGCCACAACCUGAGGGAGUUAGGAUUUUUACGCAAAAGCUAGAUGGUUCUGAUUAUCCCAGAAAUUCAACUAUGUACGAAACCAUUGGAAGGACAGGGGGGAAACAAUCUCCAACACUGUCUCCAAUUGAUGGGCUCAUGGGAAGUUCCCCACUAUCUUAUAUUGAUGAUGUUGCCCACCGGCAUAUGUCUCCAGUUGAACACUCGGGUAAACAGGAUGUGCUUGUGAAUAAAACUGGCCAUAACAAUAUUUCUACAGUUGAUGGGACAGCUACACAAACUUCAGAAUGCAUGGCCCAAGGAUCUCCAAAAGAAUAUACUACUGAGCUUUCUGGUGUUGUACCAAAGUCAGAGUUGGUGGAUAAGAUUACACAGGACCAUCUGAAACCUAUUGAUGGGAGGAUGGACACCCUCAACGUAUGCAUUCCUGAAGUUCAUGUGAGUAAUGAUCGCUGCUUUCAGCCGGUUGAUAAAUCUAGCGGGAUUGCUAGGGUUCCUAGUAUGCUGCCUUCUUCUACAGAAAUUUUGUAUGCCCAUAAUUCUAGGCCAGGGGAAUACAAUGAGGUUGCACAACAUAGCAAACCACCACAAGGAUGAAACAACUUCAUCAAUAUCACAAUCUGUAAGGUUUGGAGAUAUUCAGGAUUCGACAAACUCACUUUUCAGCAAUCAAGAUCCUUGGAAUAUACAGCAUGGUACCUUCUUUCCAAUUGCUAGACCUAACAAAGCUGUUUUGAAGAAAGAAACCUAUUCUCAUGGGCAUGACUUUGGUGAGUUUCCAGGCAACUCUGGCGAACAAAAUUUAGGAGCACAAUUUGAUGAUGGCCUCUACCAGUCUUUGAAACAAUUUACCUUUAGAACAUGUUCGAUCUGCCAAAGGUAUNAACAACUACAAGCUGUUGCUGAAGAUGUAGCAGCUUCUGUUCUGCACUCAAGAAUUCCUUCAAAUCCUGACUUGCAUGCAAGGGACAAUAUGUACCUUGAAAACACAGAGGAUGGUGAAGAUAAAAACAAUCUGAUAGAUGUUGCUGAAACUCAGAGCAUCAAGAGCAAGCAACCAGAAACGACAAAUUUUGGCUUUCCAGCAUCAGAUGUUGGAGGAUUGCAGGUAAUAAAGAACUGUGACCUUGAAGAGCUUACAGAACUAGGAUCUGGUACAUUUGGGACUGUGUAUCAUGGAAAAUGGAGAGGCACUGAUGUUGCAAUCAAGCGGAUUACUGAUAGGUGUUUUGCAGGAAAGCCUUCAGAGCAAGAGCGAAUGAGAGCUGACUUCUGGAAUGAGGCAAUCAAGCUUGCUGACUUGCACCACCCAAAUGUGGUGGCAUUCUAUGGUGUUGUCCUUGAUGGCCCAGGAGGUUCUGUGGCAACAGUAACUGAAUAUAUGGUUAAUGGUUCUCUAAGAACUGCCUUGCUGAAGAAUGGGAGGAACCUUGACAAGCGCAAGCGACUCUUGAUUGCAAUGGAUGUGGCCUUUGGUAUGGAGUACCUGCAUGGAAAAAACAUAGUUCACUUUGACUUGAAAAGUGACAACUUGCUUGUGAAUCUCCGAGAUCCCCACCGCCCAAUAUGCAAGGUUGGUGACUUGGGUCUUUCCAAAGUGAAGCGUCAGACGCUGAUCUCUGGUGGUGUGAGAGGAACUCUACCUUGGAUGGCUCCGGAGCUGCUGAAUGGGAGCAGUAGCCUUGUUUCGGAGAAGGUUGAUGUUUUCUCAUUUGGUAUUGUGAUGUGGGAACUCUUAACUGGAGAAGAGCCAUACGCUGAUUUGCAUUAUGGUGCCAUUAUAGGUGGUAUUGUGAGCAACACUUUGCGCCCUCCAGUUCCGGAAUCUUGCGAUUCAAAAUGGAGGUUGCUGAUGGAGACUUGCUGGUCCUCAGAACCAUCGGAGAGACCUAGCUUCACUGAGAUUGCCAAUGAAUUGCGAUCCAUGGCGACCAAGAUCACUGCCAAAGGUCAAACCCAACAGCAGCAGCAACCCUCUUCCUUGCAGAGCCAAGUGCAGAAAUGACUUCUUCUCGAUUUCUCUGGUUUGUGUUCCAUCCAAUUAUUUAACUCUGUCAACGCAUCGUGUGCAAUACUUAUUGAUAGGGAAGGUUUUGUUGGUUCAAGGAGUUGAUACACCAAUCCUGUUAGGGGCUAUCAGGCAUUUAGCUAUAUUGCACUUUUAUCUUACUACAUGAUACAACUCUUUAAGGGGAACAAUAUAGAAUUAUUCAUUUCUAUUUGGAAAAAGAAAAAUAUAUGUUCACACUUUGAUAGGGCUUGUAAAUACGGAUACUGUAAAGACUUGAACAUUUUUAAACCAUCGGUAUUAUUUCUUUUAAUUAAUUACUACUCCUUUUAA